AUGACCUCAAGUGUUCAAGGAGAAAGGGCAAUUCCACUUUGUCUUCCUGGCAAUUAUCAAUGGGACCCGGAAACAAUGAAAUGCACCAAAACUGGAGAAGAACGCUCCUACAUGUAUGUGGUAGAGGAGGCACUCAAAAAGCUUAGGAGGAUCAAAGGUCCUGUCUGCGUGGUGUCUAUUACUGGACCAUAUCGCAAGGGAAAGUCCUACAUUCUGAGCGAGGCUUUUCAUCAGCCAGACGUUUUCCCACUUGGGCACACUAUGUUGGCUGAGACAGUGGGAAUCUGGAUGUGGAUUUUGCCAGAAAAAUUAAAGGACUGCAAUGGCCAAGAAGUUUCAGUUGUACUUCUAGACACUGAGGGAAUUGACUCCGCUCAGGUAACUGGUUUUGAUGAUCAUCAAAUCUUUACACUCACCGUAUUGGUUUCUUCGGUACUCAUCUACAAUUCUUCAACUGUAGCCAAUAGACGAGAUCUGGAGGAACUAGAUUUUAUUGUUAAUUUGUCUCAGCGAAUACAAGUUAAAUCAAGGUCUGAGUGUGAUGUUGGACCUAAAGAUUCAGAUAUUUUCCACGAAACCUUUCCUUACUUUGUUUGGCUGCUCAGAGAUGUGACCCUAUUAUUACCAAGUGAUUGCAGCAACGUAAAGGACUACUUUUUAACAAAGGUUUUUCAAGAAGUGGCUACAAGCGAGAAGAGCAAGGAAGCCGCCCAUAGCAUUCUUAAGUUUUUUUCUGGGUUUGACGCCUUUGCUUUGCCUCUUCCCACAGAUAAAACGGAAGUGUUUCAUAACAUAAGCAACAGUAAGGAUAGUCUAAGUGCUCAUUUUCUCAAAGAUUUGCGUCAAUUUCAGCUUUUCAUGAAGGAUGUCAUCGUCGCAAAAAAGAGUGUCAAAACAGAAGAACCUGUCACUGGGGAAGGGUUGGCGAUGCUUGUCGAGUUGUACGUCAAAGCCAUCAACACCCCUGGAGCUGUUCCAAACAUGGAGUCAGCCUGGGAUGUCUUUGUAAAAACCAAGUGCUCAAAAGCUCAAACUACAGCAAAAGAUAAUUACAAAGUGACCAUGUCUUCACAUUUGGAGGGUGCACUUCCCUGUGACGGCGACUUCAUACUAAGGAGUCACAGUGCUGCACUUUCUCUGUGUAAAAGUUGUUUUAUGGAGGAAACCAAGGGAAUAUCAACCACAACAGUGCAGGAAUAUUUAAUUCCGCUUCAGGGCUUCAUUGAGGAAACCUUUAAUUGGUGGCAUGGGGAGAAUGCGAGGCAAACGAAAGAAAAGUGCAACGCAUUGAUCGAAGAUCUUCAGAAAAAAUACUUAGAUCCAAUUUUUCAAAAACUCACAGAAGAAGAAGCGCACAACUUGUCUUUCCAGGAUGUCGUUAGUGCCUAUGAUAAGCUCAAGAAUGAAUACAAAGCACGUGCAGUGGGUGCCAAAGAUAUCAUAGCUGAAGUUUUCUCGGAGCUCCACUCGAAAUUAAAGGAGAAAAAGGAAUACAAUCUAGCUCUCCUGGACAGAGUGAAGCGAUACAGUCAAGUGGCGGUGGACGAAAGGAUAGCAAGGGCGAUCCAAGAUAAAUUAUCGAAAAAACUUCAGGAAGACAACAAAAGGCUCUUGCAGGACAAUGAGGAUCAAAGGAAACAGAUGGAGGAUUUGAUAACUAAGCAGAGAGCAGAAGAGAAGCGAUUUAAUGCUGAAACGGAAAAGAAGGCAAAACAGCAUGAAAAACAAAUGCGAGACUUGAUCAGGGCAAACGAAACGAAAAUCAAGGAACAAAGAAAAAGGUUUCAAGCGGAAAACGAAAAGUUAGAAAUCCAAAACAAGAAAUUAAAGGCGGAGAACAAACAAAACUUACUAACUAUCAAGACUUAUUGUGACACCAUGAAUAAUCUAGGUAAUAACGGUCUAUUAGAUGGUACGAGAUCUCCAACCGUGCCGCAAGAGAAAUCUGUAAUUGCAACGCAAACUGAAAAUAUAACAAGUACUCCUCAAGGUCCUUUGCCAAAUGCGAAGACCUCUAAAUUCGUCACUGGACAAACCAAAAUCGCAAUAGAACGGAAUGCAAAAUUAGCUAAGGUUCAAGGGGAUAAGGAGGCUAUCGAGAAACCCGAUUUUAUCGGUCGACUUCUGACGACAGUCUCGGUUGGUGCACCUGCUAUUGGUCUGGCUGUGUCAGCAGCUGCGCCUCCGUUGGCACCAAUUGCAGCAACCACCGGGGCCAUUGUGGGUGCUGCUGCUGCAUGUCUUAAGAAGGUUAAAAACAACUGUAACAUUAUGUGA
Messenger RNA from Pocillopora verrucosa, 2277 nucleotides. The record is from RefSeq and is a predicted model, not a curated record. NCBI's taxonomy places the organism in Eukaryota, Metazoa, Cnidaria, Anthozoa, Scleractinia, Pocilloporidae.